Molecule: messenger RNA, 813 nt
Organism: Podospora anserina S mat+
Lineage: Eukaryota; Fungi; Ascomycota; Sordariomycetes; Sordariales; Podosporaceae
Exons: 1
Coding region: 1-813 (270 amino acids)
Source: RefSeq, a predicted model, not a curated record
AUGGAGACCAUUAACACUAUCAAAGACGCCGCUACCAAGGCUAUUUGGGGCGAUCCCGAAGCCCACAAGGAGCCAGUCUCUGGACGCAUGGGCAACACCGCUGCUGGCGAGCCAUACGAUGCCGGCAACAUUGAAUCAACCUCUACUGCUCUCAAGACCACCAACCCCAACCCAGAAGUCGAACCUAUCAACACUCCUCUGAAGACAGAGAACACGGACGAGGUUGUCACCAACGCCGAGUUCAACAAGAACGCCAACCCCUCAGCUACUAGUGUUGAGCUUCCCCCGGCCACGCCCUCCGAGAAGCCCAGCGCCACGACCACCGCCGUCACAACCAAGGACGAUGCCGAUUCCAGCAAACCAGACACCAACCCCGCCGCAGCCCAGCCGUCAUCCAAUAUCCCGGGCGACUCGACCCACGCUCAGAACGACACUCGUGCUCCCACUAACCCACUUGCGGUUCACCACUCCGUCGGCGAGACCGGCAAGCCUGAUGCCAAGAAGAAUGUUGACGACAGCGGCGAUGGAGUCGACAAGUCUGACAACCCCGUCAAGAUCGAUGGUCCUGGCCCACGACCCUUGGAGGUGUUAGCCAAGGAACAUGGUGGUGAUGCCGGUGCUAAGGCUAGAGAUGAGAGGAAGGGACAGAGGUCAAGCAGUGUCGACACCCAAGAGGACCACGAGGAUGGGACGGGGGAGCUGUAUGUUCGUAGCAGUGGGCUGAAGGCUGAUGGCGGUGACUUUGAUGCUGCCGCGCCGGGUGCUGGGAAGGAGGCUGAUCGUAUGUAUUCACAACACCAACCCUUUGUUUGA